UUACUCGAUUCUGUGAAAAAUAAAGUGUCGUUGCAAAUAACUUCGUUGAUUACAAAAAAAAAAACAAUGUUUAUUGUUCUAUUACUUCUGUCAUAAAAUAACAUUUUUUAAAAAAAUUAUUACUUUUAUAUUUUUUAUUGACGCUACUUAAAAUUUAUGCUUUGUAGAUACUGUCACUUCAAGGCGUGUAUACUGAAUAGAAGUAAGGACAUCAGAAUAAGAGAGUUGUUCCAAAGAAAUGGAUAAAGACAUUGAGACUAUAACAUUCAACGAGACACUUGCAAGGCAAUAAAAAAAUUAUUACUUUGCUUGGCUAAAACUAAAUUUUUAUACCUCGGAUUCCAGUACAUUCUUUUAUUAGAAGUAAAUAGAAAAUAAUUAAAUUGUCAACACUUGUUGGCUGCACGGAUAGCGGAGAAUAGUAAUUCUAAAUGGUAACCAACCCUAUUUUAUAAGGCGUGUGAUUCGAUACUACGUAGCACGGAAAGAACAAAAGUAUUAAUGUAAUAUAAUUAGGCACGAAAGGACGGUUGUACCGAAGCUGAAAAUAAUAAGGUACGCGCGGGUAAUAAGGCCUGUCGGGUAAUAAGGCCUAAGUGACAGAAAUGAUAUUUAAAGCUAAAAUAUUAGCCGAUACCACGUUCCCUGUCGUCUAUAUUUCAUCGUCCGUCAUAUACUGUUGCAGCGUAGAAGAAAUUAUAAAAAGCGAUUUGAGUAAAUGUGUCUUGAUCCUGAUGUCUCCUAAACGAGCGGUGUGGUCAGAAAAAGACCUCAUAUCAGCUGUCAGAGCGGUAGAAAGAGGAACUUUAAUUUCUUAUGAAGCUGCAGAAAGGUACAAAGUUCCACGAAGAAUCAUCAGAAACCACCUCCAGAGUAGUAAUUUAAAAAAAAUCCCUUGGUCGAAAAGCCCUGCUGAGUAGUGAUCAGGAAGGUGAUCUUGUACAAAGAAUAAAUAGAUUCGCUGAAAUAGGACUACCUGUGACACCUCGAAUACUUCGUCGCUUAGUUUUUAAAUUUUGCGAGCAGAACAACAUCAAAACAAAUUUUAAUAAGAAUUUUAGGCUUGCUGGUAAAGACUGGUUAAAGGCGUUUAUGAAAAGAAACCCUGAAAUUUCAAAAAGAAGAGCUCAAUUUAUGAAUCCAGCUAGAGCACAAAAAUUAAAAAAAUUCAUCGUUGAUGAUUACUUUUCAAGGAUAAAAACGAUCUAUGAUAAACUGGAUUUAAACGAUUAUCCUGAAAAAAUUUAUAAUAUGGAUGAAAAAGGUUGUCGUUUAACAGUUCAUCAUCAACAAACUGUUGUCGCCAAGAAAGGGGCUAAAAGAGUACAUUUACAGUCUUCAGAGCAUGCAGAAAAUGUAACUAUUGCGGGAUGUGUAAAUGCCCUUGGUAAUGCUAUACCACCAAUGAUCAUUUUUAAAGGCAAACGUUUAAAGCCAGAGUUGUAUGACAAUUUACCUCCGGGUUCCUUAGUCUAAAAUCAGCAAAAGGAUAUAUGACUAAUGAACUUUUCAAAGAGUUUUUGAAACAUCUUGCGAAGUUCAAAACUGCAGGUGAGUGUCUUUUAAUAUUCGAUGGAGCAGCUUGUCAUUUAGAUUUGUCGAUUGUCGAUCUAACUGAAUCACUCGGCAUAUAUCUGUACUGCUUACCAUCAAACACUACUCAUGAACUUCAACCUCUUGAUAAAGCAGUUUAUCGUUCAUUUGAACCCCACUGGGAUGCCGUAGUUUUAUUAUUCUUGGAACAGAACCGAGAUAAAAAACUCACUAAAUCACGAUUCAAUAUCAUUUUAUCAAAAGUUUGGUCCAAAUGCAUGACUCAAAGUAAUAUAACGAGCGGCUUUAAAGCAACUGGUUUGUAUCCUUUUAAUCCCAAUGCUAUUCCAGAAACCGCGUUUGGUCCAUCUGCUGUGACAGAAGUACCAGCAAGUCUUACACUUGAUAUUGUGGAUAAAGACAGUUUACAAUCUUCUAAUUGUUCAACGCUUCAGGCACUUGAUAUUGUCAACAAAGAAAAUUUACAACCUUCUAACUCUGCAGGACUCCUUGCGAUUGAUACUGCUCAUGAAGAAAAUUUGCAACUUCUUGGCUCUCCCAAGCCAACAAACCAGAAAUCUAGUAAAUCACCAAAUGAAGUUACCUUGGUAUCAAAAUCAAAAAAAAUAAUUGAGCAGCUCUCAACUGAACCCACUCGAAGCACUGCUGCGGUCCUCAGUAAUCCCAGUUUAGACAAUGGUGAAGUUAGUAAUGCAUCAGAACCUCAGUUCAAAGAAACUUCAUUCUAUGAGCUCAUGCCCUCACCCCUUAAACGUAUGGAUACAACUCAAAGAAUAAGAAAAAAAGCUAUUAAUUAUUGAGGGACUCAAGUUACAAAAGAUCUGUUCGAAAAAGCCGAUGAUAGAACGAAGAAAAUUUCAGACUCGAAGAAGAGGAAAACAAAACCUGUGAAGAAAUAUAAUUUUAGAGAGAAAAAGAGCUGGUAUUGUCAUGGAUGUGAAGAAAAUGAGAUAGCUGAUAUGAGGCAAUGCAUUAAAUGCAGCAAGUGGUAUCACGAGGCGUGCGUCGGCUUAACAGUAGAUGAUACUGAUAGUUUUAAGUGCUGUUGAGCAAAGAAAUCUAGUCUUCAGACUCGAAAAUAGUAUUGAUGCUACAUUUAAGUUAUGAUUAAUCCCUUACACCAAUUUUAUUAAGAAUAGUUUAACUAUUCCAGUAUGUUUAACCCGUAGGCCUUAUUACCCUACCGCAGUAAAAUGAGGCCUAUUGGUAUGGUUUUUUUAAAUACCCGAUGAAAAAAGAUUUUGUACAAUUGUAUAGAAUUAUUUAUCAAUUAUAUAUGGACUAUAUAUAAUUAUAUAUAGACUAUAUAUAAUUGGAUAGA
Microplitis mediator is the source of this 2875-nucleotide messenger RNA. RefSeq lists its product as uncharacterized. The coding region runs from base 1494 to 2354 and encodes 286 amino acids. Gene Ontology annotation, molecular function: nucleic acid binding. The record is from RefSeq and is a predicted model, not a curated record. Lineage: Eukaryota; Metazoa; Arthropoda; Insecta; Hymenoptera; Braconidae. The transcript has 2 exons.